GCAGUUUUGCUGCCUAAAAAACAAAUACGGAAUUAAUUGUUUAUACAAUUAGCAAAAAAGCACUUAGCAGUUUCUGCUUUAUGUGAAUAAGUGCAUAUUGUUAUUGCUAACAAGUGGCAAGUGAAAAAGAUCUGCGCUUAAUCAAAAUUCCCAUUGGCAACUGCAUUUCGCAGCUGCCUUUUUUUUGUUGUGACACACGCACACAGUAACGUAUUUUUAUUCGAUUGUGUGCAUGUGUGUGAAUAGUUGGGAGAGCGCGCGCGGCAAAAAGUUUUCGCCAUUGUUAAUACGUGUGUGUUUGUGUGUGUGUGAUUAGUCAUUUUAGCCUGGCCUGGUCGUUGGUCUUGGCUUUUGUUUGUUAACCCGUAACAUUUGGAGCGAAUCAGCAGCAACCACAACUACAUAGACACAAAAAUAUACGAAGCCUCUGCUUAGGCAGUAUGACGAUUCCAUCGCGUCCAGCGCCUGCUCCGCCCGGCUCGAGAGCACAAAGCGCCGCAGCGGGUGCAAAUGCAAGUCUGGAGCAGCUGCGUCAGCAGUUGCAGCAACAGCACCUGCAGCAGCAGCAGGCUAGCAAUGGUGGCGGACUACAGAAGCUGACCAUAAAGCUGCCGCCGCCACCAAAGGGACAGCAGCAGCAGAGGAAUCGAACUAAUUGCAGCAAUAAUAACUUUUACGAUAUGGAGAGCAGCACUACGGCGGGAUCCAGCAUAACGCGCAAGUUUCCACAGGCACGGUAUACGCCUGCUACCAAUUGGAAUGAUGCACCCUUUGCUCCAAUCAAUGGCAAUGCGUGCAACAAGAAGAUGCCACCACCAAGACCGCCACCGCCCAAGGUCAAUGAAAGUAAAUUGACAGCACUGCGCAAUGCGAGCAGCAGCAGCUGCAGCGGCGGUGGCAGUGGUGGUGGUGGCAUCAUUAGCAAUAUAUUCCAUCGCAAGAAGCCAACUCCAACGGCAACGACCGCUGCUACCAAGGCCGCAGCGCAGAGUCGCGUCUACGGCCUGAGCAUCGGUCAUGCUGGAGCUGGAACAACAACACAGAGCAACAGCAGCAGCAGCAACUUUAACAGCAACGAUUGGAAUGCGGCAUGGAAUACUGCAAGCACAACGACCACGACCACAUUAACUUGCAGCCAAAGCGAGAAGACACAAGAUGCGCAGCUGAUUAGCUUCGAUUCGCCGCCCUCGUCGCCCACCUUCACUCAAAAGUCAAACAGCGACUGCGUCAGUGUGGACAGCUUCAGCUCCGACAGCAACUUUAGUUCGCCGCACAACGGCAGCGUCUCUCAGCCCGAGAGCGGAUUCGAGGAUGAUUAUCUGGCGCGUUCGCGACCCGCCACGCAAAGUCCACGUGUUGAUCCCUGGGAGGUGGUGGACAGCAGCAGCAUCUACAGCAACACGGUGGAUAGUUUUGGAGCAGCGCCUGUGCGUCAAAUGCAGCAGCUGUCCACACGCAACUCGGACAAUCCGCUGUGCAACGGCAAGAGUCUGCUGCCGCCAGCUCAGUCACUGACCAUGCCCACCAUCAUUAAGCCCAAGAUAUCGCAGAAGCCCAAGGCGCCCAAGCCGCCGCCAUUCAUAGGCCAGUCGGGUCAGCUAUCGUUUGCGUAUGGCGCCAGUACGCCACCUUCGCCGCCCAUGCCCAAGGUGGCGCCACCGCCGCUCGCAGCUGCUGGCAGCAUCUCGCUGCUGGAUGUGAUUGCUGGCAAAGUGGAUGCCAUGGCGUUGAGCAACGGCAGCACGGGCUAUGCUGAGGAAACUGAAGUGCCAUAUGCCAUUGCGCUCUACAACUUUGAUGGCGCCGAGGAGGGGGAUCUGACAUUUAGAGAGAGUGAAAAGAUCUACUUGCUGGAGCAGCCCACAGAGGAAUGGUAUCGCGGACGCACACGCUCCGGCUGUGUUGGGCUCUUUCCCGCCAACUAUGUGGAGAUCAAAGUGCCCUUGGGUCAGCAGCAACAACAGCAGGAGCCGCAACAGCAGCACCAACAGUUGCUCACGGGCCGCUGUCUUUACAAUUUCCCUGGCGAAGUUGAGGGUGAUUUGGGCUUAAGAGAAAACGAAGUUGUCACUCUGCUUUAUAGGAUCAAUGAGGAUUGGCUCUAUGGCGAGGUGGGCGGACGUCAGGGACAGUUUCCGGCAAAUUUCCUAGAACACGUGCCGGAUAAUCUAGCCACACUGUGAGCUCUCGAAAUAGGAACCAAGAAUUAGCAACUAGCAACUAUGUCUAUUGAAAUGUAUACAAGCAGCUUCAGCUUGUCGUGUUUAAACAGAUAAUCAGCAACUAAAAAUAUAUAUAUAGAAAUUAAAACAGGCAACUUAUGAUACAUAUUUACAAUACAUAUGAUAUACGAUUAAGUGCAGUCCUUAAGCAAUAUUUUUGAAAUGCAAUUUUACAGCGCGUAAAUCAAAAUCAAUAAGAGAAAUUGUUAAAAGCUUUUGUAAUAGUUCUAAAAAUUUGUUAAUACAAUUUACACCCUUAUAGUUCAUAAGAGAGAAUGAUUGUAAGCAGUUGUGUGUCUUCGCCUAAGUUUAUUGCGCUGUAAAAUAAUUUUUUUUUGUUUUUUUCCGAAUAUUUAUACAAGUUUACAUUUUUGAUUAUCGAUUGAUUAUACACCAAAACAAAUUGUAUUCUGUUUAAUUAGAUUUUAGUUAGGCACAUUUAUCAUUUCCAAAUUCUAUGUAUUACUACUUACUACGCAUGUGUGCUAUUCAGUUUAUAAGAUCCCUAUACGAUAAUAUACAUUUACUAUACUAUAUAGGAUUUAUACAUCUAUCUAUCAAAGCUACAAUGAACUGAAAUAAAUGAGUAAACUGAUCGAGAAU
Molecule: messenger RNA, 2825 nt
Organism: Drosophila busckii
Lineage: Eukaryota; Metazoa; Arthropoda; Insecta; Diptera; Drosophilidae
Exons: 4
Coding region: 441-2183 (580 amino acids)
Biological process (GO): protein transport to vacuole involved in ubiquitin-dependent protein catabolic process via the multivesicular body sorting pathway
Cellular component (GO): ESCRT-0 complex
Molecular function (GO): protein binding
Source: RefSeq, a predicted model, not a curated record